GCGAUUCGCGGCCCCCGCGCCAUUUUGUUUUUGCUUUACUUUAGAGCUUGGGGUUAUAUUGAAUGAAAGAAAUAUUAGUAUUUUUCUCAUAAAUGCUUUGUCUAGUGUGAUUUAACUGUGCAAAAAAAUGCAAUAUUAUUGAGUAUAGCAAGUGUGUGUAGUUAUAAACUUAGGAUAUUUGUAGGAACUUGGCGCAAACAUGAGUGUCAUCAUAAGACUACAGAACCUGCCUUGGUCGGCUAAUGCUCUUGACAUUAGGAAUUUCUUUCGAGGCCUCUCAAUCCCCGAGGGUGGGGUGCACAUCGUAGGCGGCGAGCUUGGAGAUGCGUUCAUUGCGUUCAGUACUGACGAAGACGCGCGCCAAGCUAUGAUGCUAGAUGGGGGGAAAAUCAAAGAGAUUCAAGUCAAGUUGCUCCUGAGCUCACGCUCGGAGAUGCACAAAGUCAUAGAGGCGGCACGGCAGAGUGUUCCCAUCCUGAGUCUGACCGCUCCCGCGCCCGCACCCGCUCCCGCCCCGGUCUCCGCGCCCGCGCCCGCUCCCGCGCCCGUGCUGCCCGCCAUACCCGCCGCUCCGCCCAUCUCUCCCUUCUCGGCGGCCCUGGGAAACAACCCACUCUCUGGUUUCGGAAUCCCCGGCAUCGGCAACCCGCAAGAAAUCCCCCAGCCCGCUGUCAUCGAACCGCCGGCGCCUCUCGGCAGUCCCCAGUCCAAAUCUCCCAUCGACGAAGAAAGGGAAGAGGACGUGGCGGAAAGAAAACGCAACAAAGAAAAAGAUAGGCGACGUUCGAGAUCCCGCUCUAGAUCCAGAGACAGAGACCGGAAAGAUAGAAAGAGAGACCGCAGAGAUAGAUCGCGGUCCAGAGAGAGAAGGCGGCGGGAUCGGAGUCGCAGUCGAGACAGACGCGAUCGCAAGCGGGACAGAAAAGAUCGCAGUCGGUCGCGCGACAGAUCGCCCCGUCGCUCGCGCGACAAACGCAUCGACUCCAAGUCGCUCCAGAGCUCGCAAGAGCGGUCUCUCGAUCCCACGGGAGGCGGCGCGGCGUCCGCGGCCCCGACGCCGCCCGCGCUGGCCGUGAACCCCAACGGGCCUCGCAUGCCGACGAUGCCCAACCAUGCCCCGCAAAAUGGACCCAUGGGACAAAUGGAACCGACGCAACCUCGCUUCAACGAUCCGACUCUAGCCGAAGCGUUCAACAAACUGCAAGAGCUCGGUAAGAAACGCAAUCCGAACGCUUUCCAGGGCGAACAACAAAACGGAAGCGGUUUCCGAGGAGGUCGCGGAGGGAGCGGCGGCGGCUCGCGCGGGGGCUUCCGGCGCGAAGGCCGACCGUCGAGGUUCGACGACCAGCCGCGAGAUUGCUGCGUCGCCGUGAGGAAUGCGCCGAACCACACGAGCUACGGCGACGUGCGGCGCUUCUUUCCCUUCAUGAUCGACAAGCACGGCAUCAAAAUGAUCAACGACGCCAUGGGCCGGCGGACGGGCAACAUUUUCGUCCGAUUUUGCGACCCACGCUCCAGGCAACUGGCGCUGCAGCGUAAAAUUAACGAGCUGAAGGGCGCGCAAGUGCUGGUGGAGGCGCUGGACGACGACAUGUACGACGCCGCCGUCGACUCGUUCCUGCCCUACCGCGACGACAACGACGACGAGGACCCGAGCCUCGUCAUCGCCGACGCGGAAGAGCCGGCGACGAAACCUUUCAAGAUGCUCAGACUGUCAGAACUGCCGAACUUCAUACAGGAACACGAUAUUAUCAAAGCGUUCACUGAAUUCUCUCUCCUGUCGAUCACGCUCGACGAUGACCGAACGACUCGCACUAAAACCGCUCUGGUCCAGUUCGUGAAGGCUGACGACGCUAAAUUAGCUUUCAAGAGAAAAGACAGCUAUCUUUUCGGAAGACGGCCGGCGGUGUUCACGCCGGUCACGGAGGAAGAUCUCAUAAGAGAAAAACAGAGUCUCGAUCAGAUUGAGCAGCCGGCCCUGAUAGAACGACCGCCCAAGGAGCAGAUCCCGGAGCCGACCAUGCCUCGCGACCCGCGCCAGCGCCGCCAGCAGCUGGACAACGGCCCGGCGCUGCAGGGCGGCCCCGCCUUGCAGGCGCCGGGACAGCCGCAAUUCUUUCAACCGGCGGCGCCCUUCGCUCAAAAUUUUGGAGCCCCGUUCCCUGGCGCUCAGUUCGCGGGGUACCCGGGCCCCGGCAACAUGGAGCCCCGGGCCGCCGCGGCCAACUGGGCCAACCGCAUGAACUUCCCCAAGCAACCGGACGCGGGGCUGAUACCGACGCCGAUGCAGGUUCCGAUGCAGGCCGCCUCCGCGAUGAACCAACAGAUCAUAACCGUCGACCUGGACGACGAGCCUCUCGACUGCGUGCUGAUGAAGGGCCUGCCGCGCGACGCCACCGACCGGACCAUCGUCAACUUCCUCGCCGACACGGGCGCGGUGCCGGCGCGCAUACACCUCAUGCUCGACAUGAACGGCCUGCCGUCCGGCGACUGCUUCUGCGAGUUCCGCUCCUCGCAGGAGGCGCGCCAGGCGGCCACCAAGCACGGCCACGCGCUCGACGGCUGCCGCGUCACCGUCGACCUCGUCAUGCGCAGCGUCGUCGAGGAAGCGCUGGAGGGGCCGAAGUCGAACGAGCAGAGCCACGAGGCGAUGUCCGGCAACGGGCCGCAGUUCAUGAACGCGUCUCGCGGAGGAUUCGCGCCUCGCGGCCAGUUCCGAGGCAGAGGGGGCUUCGAGAGGGGAGGUUUCGAUAGAGGCGGGUACGGGCGCGGCGGCUACGACUCCGGGCGCGGGCGGGGCGGGCGCGGCGGCUGGAACGAGCGCGGCGGGCGCGGGUUCGAGCGCGGGCGCGGGCGCGGGUUCGGGCGCGGACGCGGCGGCGGCUUCGGCGCGGACGGCGGGCGCGCGCGCGCCGACGACGACCCCGACUGCGCGCUGGAGGACUUCGGCGCGCCCGGCUGCGUCGUGUCCAUGGAGAACGUGCCGUUCCGCGCCACUGUCGACGACAUCCUCGGCUUCUUCGGCGACUUCGAGCUGAGCCAGGACGACGUGAUCCGCCGCUACAACGAGCGCGGCCAGCCCACGGGCGACGCGCGCGUGGCCUUCCGCACGCCCUUCGACGCGCAGCGCGCCGUCAAGACGCGCAACUUGGACCCCAUACACGACCGGCUCAUCACUCUCUCUAUUCUAUAGCACUGCAUCCGUGUCGACUCCUCGGAGUCCGAUUCGGAGGACGGUGUGUCGUGUGUAUAUAAAAGGGACAUUGGAGUAAAGUAAAUCGAUGAUUUAGUUACCCACCGCGGUAUUAUUGAUAUUUUAUAUUAGAGACAUGCUUUAUGAUAGUGGAGCUACAGAGGUAGCGCAUCCUAAUUAGGUUUAUUGUAAAAUAAAAUUAUUAUUAUUAUAGGUUAUUUUAUUUGAAUAAAACACAUUUUUCCAUCAAUUAAAUUAUAUCGUUUUAUUUUCAAAUCAAAACACAACCAGGCAAUAAUUUAGGUAUAUCGCAGGGAUCUUCGUGGGACUUGUGAUGAUCGACUUUCCUUAAACAUACAACAAUCGCAACCUAUUGGCACUAGUUCAUUCCAGGAGCCUUUACAUAUAAUACAAUAUUAUAAACCCUUAUAUCAUUGUUUACAUUAGCCCUAGCAAAAUCGCAAAUAAAUAAACAUGCAUGAAAGAAUAUAGAUACAACCACAACAAAGGUAAAACUUAUAACUAACUGAUAUUUAGUAAUGAACAUAGUGCUCCAUUCCAAAG
Messenger RNA from Maniola jurtina (meadow brown), 3757 nucleotides. RefSeq lists its product as uncharacterized. The transcript has 3 exons. The record is from RefSeq and is a predicted model, not a curated record. Lineage: Eukaryota; Metazoa; Arthropoda; Insecta; Lepidoptera; Nymphalidae. Gene Ontology annotation, biological process: regulation of RNA splicing. Gene Ontology annotation, molecular function: RNA binding. Bases 200 to 3193 code for a protein of 997 amino acids. Gene Ontology annotation, cellular component: nucleoplasm; ribonucleoprotein complex.